Elaeis guineensis (African oil palm) is the source of this 2678-nucleotide messenger RNA. NCBI's taxonomy places the organism in Eukaryota, Viridiplantae, Streptophyta, Magnoliopsida, Arecales, Arecaceae. The record is from RefSeq and is a predicted model, not a curated record.
GGAAAGUUCCACGUCACUGCAGCCUCCAACGACUUUGACGCUCCGGAGCGAACCCACUCUCUUUUAUUCCGAUUCUUCUCUCUCUAUUUCUUUCCUUCUCGAUCUCUUUCUGCCAUCGAAGCUCCGAUCCCUGAAAAAGCGGAAAGGAAUAUGGUGUGCUUUGGCUGCACGGUUGAAACUGAAUGUUGAUAUGUACCAGAUUUGCUAGUUAAAUAAUUCAAGGGAAUAUGCGUGACCCUCUUGAAGUUCAACCAAAUGCAGUUAAUGCAGACCAACAAGCACCAACUGAACUUAUGUCACCUGAUAUGAUGCCAUCUGGUACUGGCUAUGUGCUUGGAAAUGAUGAUGCUGGAUUUUGGACUCCAACAUCUGAUUCUUUAAUCAGGCAUCAAUUCCAAAGAGCUUCUGGUCCUGGGAAUUCAAGAGGAGAUGAAUUUAAUAAACAUUUAUUGGACCCAGAGAUCAUGGAACUGUACUAUAGAUCCCAAUCACAGGAAGAAGAGAUCUUGCUACUUCGCAAGCAAGUUGCUGAUGCUUUUGUAAAAGAGCUUCAGUUACUGAAUGAGAAGCACAUUUUAGAGAGAAAGCUAUCUGCAUUGCGGAUGGAACUUGAUGAGAAACAGGAUGAUGCCAUAUCGAGUACUGUGAAGGAGCUGACUAAGAAGAAAAAUUGUCUUGAAGAGAAUUUAAGACUCACAAAUGAUCUAAAAGUUGUAGAGGAAGAGCUAUAUAUCUUCACCUCAUCAUUGCUAAGCUUAUUAGCUGAAUUCAGUAUUCGACCCCCAAUGAUAAAUGCUUCCACAAUUGGCAGUGGUGCUAAGCGUUUAUACCAUCGUAUGCAAUGGAAGACAAGGUCUGGUAAUGCUGGUUUUAAUGAUAUAAACCAUUUGGUAGGAAAUCAACCGAGUAAUCUGCCAGCCAAUUAUGGUCAUCAACCUUCAAGUUCUUCAAAAAGUCAACUUUCUCAACCAUUCGUGGGAUCAAAAGUGAACGAUUUUCCUCAAUACAAUUACUAUCCAAUGGAUAUGCAUGUCGAAGCAACAUCUAACCAGUCAAGAUUUAUUCGAGACUAUGACAUGCCAUUAUCCAAUAAUGACAAGCCAAGGGAGUUUCCAUCGGCUGUUUACAAGGAUGUUGGAGGUACUUCUGCUCCUAAUUUUUUUGAAGAUAAUACUGGUGAGUCAUACAGGAAAUUGAUGGCUGAUUCUCAGUUUUAUAUGCCUCCUGCACAUGACAAUCAAGCAUCUUCUGUUUCAGAAGCAGGUGAGGCGUCUCUACCUGGUAUAGAAGCAUUUCAAAUUAUUGGUGAGGCAAAACCGGGAAACACAUUAAGAGCAUGUGGUUUUCCAACAAAUGGUACUACUCUUUGUAUCUUUCAGUGGGUUCGUCAUCUUCAAGAUGGUACUCGGCAGUAUAUUGAAGGAGCCACUGUCCCGGAAUAUGUGGUAACUUCUGAUGAUGUUGACACACUUCUUGCUGUAGACUGCACACCCAUGGAUGACCAUGGUCGUCAGGGGGAAUUGGUGAGACAAUUUGCCAACAAUCAAAACAAAAUAACAUGUGAUCAAGACAUGCAGCAAGAGAUUGAAGGCUUUAUCUCUGCAGGGAGAGCUCUAUUUAACGUGUUACUGUUGCAAUUGGCAGCAUGUUCACUUGAAGAUGGAGAAUGCAAAAUCUGCCGAAACUUGACAUCUCAGAAAGCAGCAUGUUAGAAAAUAAUUAUCUUCAUCGUUCACCUGGUCAUUUUGUCAUAUAAGGUAGGAUUGAAAAUGGGAUUUGAUUUAUAUGUAGCAAUGAGAAAAGGCCAUCAUAGCAAUCAUAGGAGUAUUUCCAUAAGAUGUCAUUGUAAUAGCAAUCGUUGGAGUAUUUCCAUAAGAUGUCAUUACUGAAGAUAAUGUGCCUUAAUCCAUAACAAAUGAAAUAUUGUGGAGGGUCUGUUUAGCUGGAAGUCUGGAAGUCAUUCACAUGGAGCUGAAUAUCUAUAGCUACUAGUACAAACUUGAGAAAGCUAAAAAGGUUGCGAGAGUGCGAGUAGGAGCUUUUUUUUUUUUUUUUCACUUUCACGUGCCAUUGAUAUAGAAAUUGUAGAAGCUGUACUCCUUUAGGAAUUCCCUUUGCAAGAAAAUAACUUACCUUCUAGCAUCUAGCAGAGCUCAAGACACACCAUCAAAAUCUGACGCCAUUCCAGGAACGUUUUUGGCUGGUUGUUGGAGGAGAUCAGGGAAGAUGCAUUGCUUCCAACCUCAAAUGGAGACGUUGUACAGCCAAUCACCUUCAAUCACCAUGAGAGCUUCCAGCCUUCUGUAUUAUGAUUAAGUUGGGCUCCAAUUCCUGCUUUUGUAGGAGCGAAAUCGAAAGGAAUUGCAUUGGCCCACAAUUGAGGGGCGUAAUUUAAUAUGUUAUGUACAUGAUCCAAUAGUUGCAAGGUAAUUAGCAUACCACAAAAGACGAAAGAUUGCAAAAGUAGUUUUGUAUAACUCAUAUACAAUAAAAUCUUUUUUAUGGACACUAAAUAUAGAUACCUAUUAUCAUCACGAAUAUUUGCCCAUGUGCUUGCAAGACCAUAUAUGCACAUCAUGUCCCUGCUGUGCAUCUGACAUUUUUUUAAUUUAAAAAAAAAUUAAAGAUCCUGUAGAAUUUUGUCAUGUUCAACAUUUAUUCUUUACAUUCCCAAUUGU